Ostrea edulis (European flat oyster) is the source of this 1115-nucleotide messenger RNA. RefSeq lists its product as uncharacterized. The record is from RefSeq and is a predicted model, not a curated record. The transcript has 3 exons. NCBI's taxonomy places the organism in Eukaryota, Metazoa, Mollusca, Bivalvia, Ostreida, Ostreidae. Bases 54 to 1115 code for a protein of 353 amino acids.
AGCAUAAAUAGAUAACCACCUUCCCGCUCUGCCUCGUGAAAUCCAUGUGAAACAUGAUAGCAUCACAGGAUCCUUACAAAAGGUACCCUUCACUGCAUGCAAUGAGGAAAGUCUUGGUUAUAGUUGCGGUGUGUUGCCUUAUGAACAUCAUUGCAGUGUGGAACAUCGAUCAGUAUAAGGAGAUUAAGGAUAUGAUAUUUCGGUCUAUACCAUUCAACGCCCUAAGGUAUCACUUGACACUUCAGAGUAAAACAGAAGAAUUUCUGUACUUGAUGAAGGGUACCAAUAGAAGUCUUACAGUUGUUACAGCAUUGUUUAACAUAGGAAGUUUUGCUAAAGGAACUGUAGAUCAAAUAAGGACACCUGGCGACUAUAGAUUUUGGUUGAAGACGUUUCAGUAUCUGAACAAUCCCGUAGUGUUCUUUACAGAUAAUAUGACCUAUGUAGAUUCAUUUGUAGCACUAAGAAAAAACGUCUCUCAUCUUACAGAAGUGGUAUAUAUUAAUAGAUCAGUCUUAUGGGCUUUUAACAUAAUUCCUGAAAUCAAGAAAAUAUAUUCUACUCCUGGAUACCCACGCCAUUACCCGAACACGUUUAUCCCGGAAUAUACAAGUUUGACCCAUAGUAAGCAGCAGGUUCUCGCCAAUGCUGUGAAUGAAUAUCCGUUUGAUACAGAUUUCUACUGCUGGCUGGAUGUAGGAUAUUUCAGGGAUACUGUUUACAGUGAGAGGAAAUUUUGGAUGGAGGUUCCUGACGACUUUAAUAAAUCUAGCAUUGGCGUGACUCAAGUUUACCAAUCUGAUUUGGAAAGAACUAAUGCUAGUACUAUUAUUUUAGGAAAUUUGAAUUGGAUUGGCGGUGGACUCUUCCUGGGUAAACCAGAAGUAAUUCUAAAGUUUCAUGAUCAAUAUAAAAAGGCUGUGAUGCGAUAUUUAAGUCAAGGACUCAUGAAUGUAGAGCAGCAUAUUAUAUACGCCAUGUACACGAAAUCAGAGAGGGAAAAGUAUCCGAUAGACGUGGAAGUACAGUUAUAUAUACCUGGACAGAAGCGAGUCAGGAACGGUAACCCGUGGUUUUAUCUGGGUUAUUUGAUGUAUAAAGAGGAACCAAAUUAA